GCUUCCCAAAAUUUGAUUCUGAUGGCAUUUCAACUUCUAGUUUUCGUUCUCCUCUUUGGGAUCUCAUUAAGGCUAGACUUAGUCACCGGUAGAAGGAUCAUAGGGAACGAGACUGAUCAACUUGCUUUGCUGGAGAUUAAGAAACAAAUUGAUGAUCCAUAUGGAGCACUAGGUUCUUGGAAUAAUUCCAUCCAUUUCUGCAACUGGGUAGGGAUCAAAUGUGGCCGUCGUCAUCAACAACGGGUUACCAGCUUGAAUUUACGAGGGAAGGGCUUGGGAGGAAACAUAUCUCCUUCCAUUGGUAAUCUCACUUUUCUUCAUUUUCUCAAUGUUGCAAACAAUAGCUUCCAUGGCAAAAUCCCCCAAGAGAUCGGUUAUCUGAUUCGACUACAGUACAUUUAUUCCCAAAACAACACUCUUGAAGGAGAACUUCCUACCAGCUUGGCCAACUGCACUCAUCUUAGAGAAAUCACGUUCGGCAAUAACAAGCUCGUUGGGAAGAUUCCGGUUGAACUUACAUCUUUGUCAAAGCUGGAGAUAAUUUCUAUUUAUAAUAAUGGCUUAACAGGAGAAAUACCAGCUUCUUUUGGGAAUAUUUCAUCCCUCCAAGGUAUCGAUUUUGGUGGAAAUGGACUGCAGGGGAGUAUUCCAGAGUCCUUUGGUCAGCUAACAAACUUAUACUUUCUAGGACUUCAUGUAAACAAGCUUCAUGGUAUGUUCCCUGUCUCACUAUAUAAUCUCUCAUAUCUCGAAACUAUUUCUCUCCUCGAAAACCAACUGCAUGGGAGCUUUCCACGAGACAUGGGCACCACUCUUCCACAUCUCAAAGAUCUACUAUUUGGUGAAAACCUUUUCGCAGGGAGCAUUCCGGAUUCCAUCUCCAAUAUUUCAACACUUGAAAUGUUUGAUCUCACUGAAAACAGUUUUAUUGGACCAGUCCCUAAAAAUUUAGGAAAUCUGCAAAACCUUCAAGUAUUCAGUAUUGGUGGAAAUCAAUGUGGAAUAGGAGAAGCUAAUGAUUUGGAUUUUCUAAAUUCUUUGAUCAAUUGUACACAUCUAAUGAGUGUGGACAUACAAGUUAAUGGUUUUAAGGGUCUGCUCCCCAACUUCAAAGCCAAUCUAUCAACACAACUCUCAAUACUUUAUUUAGGAGAGAAUCAAAUAUCUGGAACCAUCCCAGUGGAGAUUGAGAAUCUUGUCAACUUGACCGAUUUGAGCAUGGAACAGAACUUUCUCGAAGGUAAUAUUCCGUCUGGUAUAGGGAAACUUCAGAAGCUUCAAAGAUUGUUCUUGAACCAAAAUAGACUUUCAGGACAAAUACCUCCUUCUAUAGGCAAUCUCAGCCUUUUAUUUGAACUCCAUUUAGAUACCAACAACUUGAAUGCAAGCAUUCCUUCCAACAUUGGAAAUUGUCGGCAAUUACAGUACUUAAAUCUUUAUAAUAAUAGCUUCCAAGGCCCAAUACCUAAACAACUCUUUCUUAUUUCUUCCUUAUCGGAAUCUCUCAACUUAUCUUAUAAUUCUCUGGUAGGUUCCCUACCUACAGAAAUUGGUAACUUGAAGAGUCUUUCUACAUUAGAUAUCUCUGAAAACAGAUUGUCCAGUGAAAUCCCCUCUUCAAUUGGUGACUGUAAUAGUUUGGAAUAUCUUUAUAUGAGGGGUAAUUUUUUUGAGGGAACAAUUCCUCAAUCUUUGACUCUUUUGAAGGGGCUUCGAGAUUUAGAUCUCUCACUCAACAACUUAUCAGGGCAAAUCCCAAAAGAUCUGGAGAAACUUGCAGCAAUACAAAGUUUGAAUUUAUCCUUCAAUAAUCUUAAGGGGGAGGUACCAACAAAAGGAAUAUUUGGAAAUGCAAGUGCAAUAUCAGUGAAUGGAAAUGACAAGCUUUGUGGGGGCAUUGCAAAGUUACAAUUGCCUACAUGCACCAACCAUGGAUCUACGAAACAAGAAAAGUCUAAUGCUUUUAGAAUGAUUUUGGCAAUCAUCGGUGUUGUUCUUGGGUUUCUUUUGAUUUCUUCAUUUCUUACUUUUUAUUGGAUAAGAAAAUCAAAAAGUAAACCUGCAUCCACACCAUUAAUCGGUGACUGGUUCUUAAAUCUUUCUUACAAAGAGCUCUUCCAAGCUACAGGGGGAUUUUCUUCAGCCAAUCUUAUAGGUUCUGGUAGUUUUGGCUCUGUAUACAAAGGGAUCAUCGAUCAAGAUGAAACAAUUGUUGCAAUCAAGGUAUUCAACCUUCAAAAUCCAAGAGUUUAUAAGAGCUUUAUGGCUGAAUGCAAAGUAUUAACAAACAUUCGGCAUCGAAAUCUUGUCAAGAUUUUAACUUCAUGUUCAAGUCUUGAUUCAAAAGGCCAAGAUUUUAAAGCCCUUGUUUACCAGUUCAUGCCCAAUGGGAGUCUAGAUGAUUGGUUGCAUUUGCCUAUGGAGGGACAUAAUCAUUCAAGGAUUUUAAGCUUUCUUCAAAGAUUAAACAUUGCAAUUGAUAUGGCUUCUGCAUUGGAUUACCUUCAUCACCAUUGUUAUGUGCCAAUUGUUCAUUGUGACUUGAAGCCAAGCAAUGUUCUACUUGACAAUGAUAUGACUGCACAUGUUAGUGAUUUUGGUUUGGCGAGACUACUUUUAGAAUCUGACAACGAUUCAUCUCAGACUCAAAUCAGUACCAUUGGGAUAAAAGGAUCUAUUGGCUAUACUGCUCCAGAAUAUGGCAUGGGCGGAAGGGCAACUAUACAAGGGGACGUGUUUAGCUAUGGGAUUCUUUUGUUGGAAAUGUUCACAGGAAAAAGGCCUACAGAUCAGAUGUUUACUGGUGAAUUAAAUCUCCAUAACUUUGUAAAGGCAGCUUUACGUGUACACGUGAUGCAGAUUUUAGAUCCAACACUUCUAUGCAAGGAAGAACAAAUUGAAGAAACUAAAGAUGAUGCAGUCAAAAUAACUGAAGGUCCUAGUCAUAGAACAGAUAAAUUGCAAGAUUGCAUAACAGCAAUAAUUGAAAUUGCACUUCAAUGCUCUAUGGAAUUGCCAAGAGAACGUAUGAACAUGAAUGAUGUGGUGAGGGGUCUACAUUUAAUCAAAGGGAAAUUUUUUUGAAGCAUAUCCAUCAAUACAGAGCAACCAUGCUUGAUUGAAAGUAUGUGGAGUUUAAGCUCAGCUGUAGGAAUGGAAAUUAGAACUCUUUAGUAAAGAUUGAAGCUAGCCAAAAGCAUAAAAAUUGAUGAGCAACUGGACAGUGAACAGUUUGUUUGGUGGAAGAAAUUUAUAUAGACUGGCCAUGACUCUACUUUCACCUUGUCACUUAGAUGUUGAGGAGCCUUCUAUCAUAUUUUCAUUUUCUUUUCAUACAUGUAUUUACACAAAAUAACUAAUAUGUGUAGCUCACUUGUUAGCUACCUUAUGUCAUAGAGACAAUGUAUCUUAGGUUUCUUGUAGUGUAGAUACCCAUGCAUGAUGGUAUGAAAGACUUAAAAAGACUAAAGCA
Molecule: messenger RNA, 3472 nt
Organism: Macadamia integrifolia
Lineage: Eukaryota; Viridiplantae; Streptophyta; Magnoliopsida; Proteales; Proteaceae
Product: LRR receptor-like serine/threonine-protein kinase EFR
Exons: 3
Coding region: 22-3084 (1020 amino acids)
Biological process (GO): protein phosphorylation
Molecular function (GO): protein binding; protein kinase activity; ATP binding
Source: RefSeq, a predicted model, not a curated record